AUGAAUAAUCCACCUACAUAUGGUCAUAGACGGUAUAAUCCUUUAUUAGAUGAAUGGAUUAUUGUUUCUCCACAGAGAAUUCAACGUCCUUGGGAAGGCCAGAUAGAAUCCGAUAACCGUAAAUCCAUGACAGCAGAACAAUCUGUCACUAAAGAUGCUAAAAAUCCUCUGUCCCCUGGGUGUGUGCGUGCUAAUGGGGUUGUUACACCGGAUUAUGAAUGUGUAUACACAUUUAUCAACGACUUUCCUGCAUUGGUAAGUGAUGAGGACUAUCGUAAAUCAAACGAUCCAAUUAUUUUCAACACGGUUGAUGAAAAUCCAUUAUUUGCGUCUUCUUCAGCACGAGGAGACUGUUUAGUCACAUGUUUUCAUCCAGAUUCUCAUAAAACACUAGCUUUGAUGGAAGAACACGAAGUCCUGUCCGUCAUUGCUGAAUGGUGCCGCAUAACCGAAACAUAUUUGAAGGAGAGAAGUCACCAGUGGGUGCAAAUUUUUGAAAAUCGGGGCGCAGCUGUCGGCUCAUCUAACAUGCAUCCUCACUGUCAGAUUUGGGCAUGUGGUUUUCUACCGUCUUUAAUAUCACGACGUGAUAAAAAUCAACGGAAUUAUGCUCUUCAGCACAGUAAUGUACCCUUGCUGUUUGACUACGCGAUGCAAGAGGAAGCUAAAAUGAAUAACAACCCAUCCAACUCGAGAGUAAUUAUAUGUUCGAACCAUUGGCUUGCUCUUGUACCAUGGUGGGCAUGUUGGCCAUUUGAAACAAUGAUCCUGCCACGCAAACGUCACAUAUUGUGGUUAAACGAGUUGACUGACGAAGAAAGACGUGAUCUUGCUGGUGUAAUGAAACAGUUGCUUAUUCGCUAUGACAACUUGUUCAAUACAGAAUUUCCUUAUUCUAUGGGUUGGUAUCAGGCACCAAUGUACUCGGAAGUGAAUUUUUGUGAAGAUUUAAAAGAGAAAUAUAAACAUUGGCAGUUGCAUGCUGUUUAUUUACCUCCUCUGUUAAGAUCUGCCACCGUGAAAAAGUUCAUGUCAGGUUUUGAAUUAUUGGCAGAGGCACAAAGAGACUUAUUGCCGGAGACAGCUGCAAAAAUGUUACGUGAAACAAAUUCAAUUCACUAUACUAAGAGGAAUUUAUAA
Molecule: messenger RNA, 1140 nt
Organism: Trichobilharzia regenti
Lineage: Eukaryota; Metazoa; Platyhelminthes; Trematoda; Strigeidida; Schistosomatidae
Source: the annotation of a GenBank genome assembly